Molecule: messenger RNA, 975 nt
Organism: Drosophila serrata
Lineage: Eukaryota; Metazoa; Arthropoda; Insecta; Diptera; Drosophilidae
Source: RefSeq, a predicted model, not a curated record
GGAAAAAGAAAUACAUUUCAACUUGAAACUUUGCAGAAACCCGGCGUCCAGCUAGAAAUCGAGUGAAAUUUGUAUCCUUUUCAAUUAUGAAGCGUUAUUCUAAUGGUCAUAUAGCCCAACCUUCUGGCGAAGAGCCUUCGACCAGCAGGGCCCAACCAAUGGCUACCUCCACACCGAGUACUAACACUAACCGCACCACUAUGCGGAAAGUGCAGGUAUCGCCGUCACCAUCCCCAUCGCCUGCAAUCUGGGAAAAUGCUGGAUCAUCAUCGGGAAAAAUAGCAAUGGUGACACCAACAGUAAAAACCAAAGAUGUAGCCAACAGUUCCUUGCCCCAACGAGUGCCAAAGACUUUUAAGCAGAUCACAGGACGUCGGCCAGUCCACUUGGAUUUAGUGAACUAUGCCAAGUGUCCUUCGGGACGCCCUAACGAAAAAGUUCCAAUGGCACCAAAAAAUUACAUCCCAAAACCGAAAAACGCGCGUCUAUCUUCUCCAGAAGACACUAUAUCCGUGGCAUCCUCUACUUCGGCCACGGCAGCCAGGAACAAACCCAUGUUCUCCCCGCCACAGCCGCCGACCGAUCCAUACAAGGUGCUCGUGUUGAACAUGCCCAACGGUCCAAUUGGCCUCCUUCUUCUUAACUUGGAUAAACUCAAGGAGCAGACACUUAAUGGAGAGAUCCCAGCUAAUCUGGGCCUGGGAGACUCACCCCAAGUUGCGAAUCCAAAGCCAGUCAUAAUUGGGAAGACAAAGGAUAAGGGUACACCACCGCCGCCAGAGACUCCUGACAACAACAACAACAACACCGACUCGCAACCGGAGGAAGAGCAGCCGAACACCAACAAAAAAUGCUUGAUUAUGUAAAUUAUUGAUAUUUAUGUGUUCUUGUUUGCGAAGCACUAUCAGCAAUCGCAUUUAAUACUAAUUUCGAUUUGUUUGCACUAUUUUUUUCAACCUAAAAAAUUUAAAAAAU